Molecule: messenger RNA, 1807 nt
Organism: Toxotes jaculatrix (banded archerfish)
Lineage: Eukaryota; Metazoa; Chordata; Actinopteri; Toxotidae
Gene: nit2
Product: nitrilase family, member 2
Exons: 10
Coding region: 130-990 (286 amino acids)
Biological process (GO): oxaloacetate metabolic process; L-glutamine metabolic process
Cellular component (GO): mitochondrion
Molecular function (GO): omega-amidase activity
Source: RefSeq, a predicted model, not a curated record
AAGCUUUUCUUCCCUAACUCGCAAAACCGCUGCAGACUCUUAUUUUGAAAACCAAACAGCCACCCGGAAUCACAUGCCCUGUCUUCUCUGGACCUGGACUGUGGAACCAAAGAGGACUGUUCUGCACAUAUGUCCACUUUAACCAAAGCAAUGUCCAAGUUCCGUCUGGCUGUGGUGCAGCUGCAGGUGACGAGCGUCAAAGCGGACAACCUGAGCAGAGCCCGGAGGCUGGUGAAGGAGGCUGCGGGACAAGGCAGCAAAGUGGUGCUGCUGCCGGAAUGCUUCAAUUCUCCGUAUGGAACCAGCUUCUUCUCUGCGUACGCUGAGAGGAUCCCAGGAGAGUCCACCCAGGUGCUGUCAGAGGCAGCGAAGGACAAUCAGGUUUAUGUAGUGGGAGGAUCUAUCCCUGAGGAGGAUGGAGGGAAGCUGUAUAACAGCUGUCCGGUGUUUGGGCCUGAUGGAGAGCUGAUUCUUAAACACAGGAAGAUUCACCUUUUCGACAUCGACGUUCCGGGAAAAAUCCGCUUCCAGGAGUCUGAGACGCUGAGUCCCGGAAACAGUUUGUCAAUGUUUGAGACACCAUUCUGUAAAGUGGGAGUGGGGAUUUGCUACGACAUGAGGUUUGCAGACCUCGCUCAGCUCUACAGCAGGAGAGGCUGUCAGCUGCUGGUUUACCCAGGAGCCUUCAACAUGACGACUGGUCCAGCGCACUGGGAGCUCCUGCAGAGGGCGAGGGCGCUCGAUAACCAGGUGUACGUGGCCACGGCUUCGCCUGCCAGAGACGAGACGGCUUCAUACGUGGCCUGGGGCCACAGCACUGUUGUGAGCCCAUGGGGAGAAGUUAUCUCCAAGGCCGGACCAGAGGAGGCCGUUAUUUACGCUGACAUCGACCUGCAGUACCUGGCCGAUAUCCGGCAGCAGAUCCCGAUCACGGCUCAGCGUCGAGACGACCUCUACACGGUGACGUCUGUGCAGGAAGGAUCGAGCUGAACGCGGUGACCAUGGGAAAUCAGGUGCGAAGCUACCAAUCACAAACUAUGCAUCAGAUCUCUGCCGCCACCCGUCGUCUUCCUUCCUGUGACGCACAAGACUCUUAAUUGUGGGAACAGGAAGUGGAGCCGGGGACGGUGAUGGAUUAGAAUGCUGCCGACUCAUUAAGGACGGAGCUGCGAUGACUUCAUGAAAAAUUGUGUCGAUUGUAGCUUCAGAGAUUUGAAAUGUAAGAAAUAUUCAGUUCUUCACUGUCAUGAUGGAAAAACGAGAGUAGAUCUGUGAGAUGAAAUAAAACAAUCUUUAUUAAAUCUUGAAACACAACAACUGAGAAAGUGAAGUGGUGAGAUGAGCUUUUUAUAUCUACAUGGUCUGUGAAGCCCCACCCACACACACACACUCACAUAAUUCACAUAUUAAAUAAUGACAACAAAUACAUAUUUACAAAUCAGUGCUCUGUCGCCUCAGUGACACUAAAGGAGGAUUCAUCACCUCAGGAUUUUAAACAUCAGUGUCUUCUGGCUCCGGCUUCAUGGCCUCAGUCUCCUCCUGGUACCGAUGUUGUCUUUUGUAUCCUGAAGACAACAAACGGUCGUGUAAGUGAUAGCAAAACGUUUUCAGUAAUCGUGAAAGCAUAGUGCACUGCAUGCUCCACCUCUGUGAAAGUAACACAGUUCUAUGUUUAAGAAAUAAUUCUGAUUCUUCAUUUCCUCUACAUAUGGUAAAAAAAAAAAAAGAGGCUGCUCAGGAUCAAUCAGAUCAAUCAGGAGAAGAUUGAUCAGAUGUAGUGAUAAACAAACCUGAUUCAGAGCCUGUU